UUUGAGAAUCUAAACAGCAUGGAAACAUGUCCGCAGGAGAUGUUACUUGUUUGUGUGACUGAGUUAAUGAGACAGAAGUAAUAAACUGUGUAAUACUUCUUGCUUACUGUUGUUGCUAUGUGAGGCGGCCAUCUUGGAUUCUAAACUCAGGGUUGGUGAGGCUCUCCCGACUCUCCCAGUAAGAAAUUUGUGAUGUAGAAGUUUUCCAGUUCAAAUUUCCCGCUAAAAACUAGGAAAUUCUGAUAUCAAAUGGAAGUUCAAAUGGAAUGAAACAUAAUUCUCCAGUUCUUACAGUUAUCAUUCCAGCAGGUGUGUGAUUCUUGUGAAUCAUUAAUGGUAACAGGAAUGAGUGAUUUUCGAUAAUGGGUAAUGUCUCUGGUUACUGUGUUCUGUAUGCUGAGUUCUUCUCCACAGGUUCUGAGUCUGAAUGCUCUGACUUCCUCCGUAUGACUCCGCCCUCCCCCUCCACUGUCCAGCUGCUGAAGUUCAGCGUGCAGAGUCUCUGUGGUUCUGCAGUCAGCCUUCACGAUGAUGUUCCACACCACGUCUGGAACCCUGACCUACCCACCACUGUGAUCAUACCAGGGAAAAGAAUGGCUCGAGUUCAGCCAGCCUGGGUCAGAACUAUGGCCCAGGAGUUGCUGGCUGUGGGGAGGGAGAACGUGCUUGCUGUGGAUUGGCUGGUUCAGCCGGAGGUGACGCUGACAGCAGCCGCUAAGCAGGUAGGAAGGAAGCUGGCUCGGAUCAUUCAGCAGCUCCUGGGUUUGAGGCCUGACACAGAAAUGUUUCACCUGAUUGGUUUUGGGGUCGGAGCACACAUUGCUGGCAUCGCUGGUUCCUGGCUGAAUGGCACUGUGGGCAGAAUAACAGGCCUUGACCCAUUCGCUCCAGAGUUCUCAGCACCAAACAGUUCCGUCUAUCUGGACCGAGCUGACGGGCAGUACGUCGAGAUCAUCCACACCAACUUUAACCCUACUGAACCUGUGCCGGCCCUUGGGUUCUCCAGUCCUCUGGGCCACAUCGAUUACUAUGUUGGUCUUGGAUUUGAGUUACCUGGCUGUCCCAGUGGACUCAUUAAGAGAGAAGAUUACCUGCUGUGCAGUCAUCGCCGAGCCCACCAGAUCUACACCAGCUCAAUCAGGGCACCCUGCCGCCACUUUGCUUUCCCCUGCCCGUCACUAGACAACUUCCAGCAUACACUCUGUACCCUCUGCUAUCAGCCUGGUCUUACCACCUGCCCUGAAAUGGGUUAUAACCUCACCUGGCUGCCUACAACCCGGCCACCUCUGUUCUCGCCCACAACUGUGUUCCUGACAGUCGCGCCUUCCCCCCCAUACUGUGUAACUCCUCUCCUGCUGAAGCUGAAGAUGGGAGGGAUUUCCUCAAUGGAGGCCAAACUCUACAUCCAGCUGGAAGGAAACACCAACAAAACCUCCACCAUGUUGGUGUCGGGUAAGGAGAUAAGGGAGUUCGCAGCAAAUAAGAAUUAUGAGUUCCUGAUUUCGUCUGACAGUGCUGGAGAUUUUCACACUAUUACAUUGGAGUUUAACACCCAGCGGCUGCUUCACCUAGACUGGAGAAAAAGAACUAUUUCUAUUGAUCACCUUCUGCUAUCCCAUCUGCCCCUAUACAAGAGGAAGUUUUACGAGGCGUGGAAUAUUGCAGUAGUGGAAAACCGAAGAGUAAAAGUUCUCUUGGAAGAAAUUCUGGUGUAACAAGACUGAGGACACAAUUCCUGUGUGAUUACUACUAUGACUAUUUUUAUCUUACCCAACUUUACUACUAAACUCCUUAUAGAGAUUAAUUUAUUAAUUAAUUAAUUUAUUGAAUUAUUCAUUUUUAAGAAACCUAAUUGAUAUCAGGCAGUAGAUGUUUAUAUUAAACUUUAAUUACAUAAACUAUACAUAUUUGUAUUCUAUUCAUAUAGCCUAUAUGUAUUCUCGCAGUGUAGAAUGGGACUGUAUGUGAGUGUAAAAAAAAAGGCCCAUCCAAUCAGAACCCACAGUUGAACGUUGAUUCAGCGUCCGAAUUUCAAAACUACCCUGUGGCUCUGAGGCAAUGUUAAACGGUUGUUUAAAGGUUGCUUGUCCGUCAUCAACAUUAAAAUAUUUAAAACCAAAAUAUUAAUGUCUAUUCAAUGUUUUUUUUUGCUAUCUGGGUCUUAGUAUAUUAUAUAUACCUGAAAA
Molecule: messenger RNA, 2186 nt
Organism: Astyanax mexicanus (Mexican tetra)
Lineage: Eukaryota; Metazoa; Chordata; Actinopteri; Characiformes; Acestrorhamphidae
Product: phospholipase A1 member A-like
Exons: 9
Coding region: 363-1715 (450 amino acids)
Biological process (GO): lipid metabolic process
Molecular function (GO): carboxylic ester hydrolase activity; lipase activity
Source: RefSeq, a predicted model, not a curated record